GUUUCUAUAGUUUAUCUGAAGGGUUUCAUAAUUCCAAUGACCGAACCACUGAAUGCCUGAAUUUAAGUCAAGUUUAGGUCAAGUGAGGUUCUUCAACUAACAGUAACAAAGGCGUUUAAGAGUGCAUCUGUGUUAGUUUAUCCGGCUGCAACUUCCUGGUUUGAAGGCUGCUCAACUCAAAGACGAACAAGCAGACAGAGAAACCUGGUCAGGUUCAGGAACGUUUUCAGUUUUUCAAAAUGCCUGCAAGUGUUCCUGCUGCACCAGAUUCGAAGUUGAAUGUGAGAUAUACCCGAAAAGUUCAAGAGAACAGAGGAGCGGGAGAGGACAACCAGGUGGAGAUCUUAGAGGAUCAAGAGCAUCGCGCUGAUCUUGGGUCACAAAAAGCCAGACCACACACUCCAAAGGAUCCUGUCAGAAGGUGUUUUACUGCAGUGACUCUGGGAGUGAUGUAUCUCCUGAUAUUGGCUGGAGUCUUCAUACGCUAUAUUUCAGUCACUUUGGAAAAAGACGAGCUGCAGACCAGAUACGACAGACUGAGCGACAGCUACAGCCAGCUCCAGGGAAAGAUUUCAGACAUGGCAGUCAACAACAGCCAGUUACGGGAUGAAGUGAAGCAGCUGAAGGACAAAAUUGAAGGGAAGCGGUGUCCUGAAGGAUGGACGAGAUUUGGAUGCAGCUGUUACUUUAAAUUCAAUGAGGAGAAAACUUGGCCUGACAGCAGAUCUGACUGUCAGAAGAAAGGAGCAGAUCUGGUGACCAUAAACAACGAAGAGGAACAGAACUUUGUCAAUAAGCUGAACGUGAAUGGAGAGUCCUGGAUUGGUCUAUGGAAAACAAAUACACAAACAGGACGGGCAUGGAAAUGGGAAUGGGUGGACGGAUCACCGCUGACAGAAACGUUCAGGGCAACAGGAUCGCCAAACCAGUACCAGUACGCUGCAGCAUACUGGGAUCAACAAGGACGAUGGACACUAAGAAAUUAUUAUUAUGAUUUUAAGAACUGGAUCUGUGAGAAACAGAUGUCCUGCAUUCUCUGAUGACAGAGGGGUGUGUAGCGUUGGAUCAGCUUCAUCAAAUCUGACCAAAUCACAUUUUACAUUUGUUCAGCUGUUUAUUCUGUGUUGCAUGCUAAAUAACCUGGAUUACAUAGAUAUUGUUCCUCUGCCCUACAUAGUGAACAAUCUGGUGGGAAGUCGUCCACUCUGCAGCUUUACAAAAAUAUUACAAUAAAAGU
Molecule: messenger RNA, 1237 nt
Organism: Siniperca chuatsi (mandarin fish)
Lineage: Eukaryota; Metazoa; Chordata; Actinopteri; Centrarchiformes; Sinipercidae
Product: CD209 antigen-like protein E
Exons: 7
Coding region: 240-1040 (266 amino acids)
Source: RefSeq, a predicted model, not a curated record